Entelurus aequoreus (snake pipefish) is the source of this 847-nucleotide messenger RNA. RefSeq lists its product as uncharacterized. Bases 50 to 817 code for a protein of 255 amino acids. The record is from RefSeq and is a predicted model, not a curated record. The transcript has 2 exons. NCBI's taxonomy places the organism in Eukaryota, Metazoa, Chordata, Actinopteri, Syngnathiformes, Syngnathidae.
UCUGGAGGCACUUGAAGGCUACAUCGAAGAGUGCUACGACCGUCUCGUCAUGGGGAAGCCAUCUAAGACGCCAACGUCUAAAAGAAGCCGCCCGGAGGACUCACCUGGCCAUGUGUCACCACCCGGUACAAACUUCACCGACAUCCUGGAUUCCAUCGACAAGAGGCUGACUUGUUUGGAUGGCCGCCUCGCACUUGUUGAGGUGCUCCACAAGGAAUUCCAAGCCAUCCGUGAGAGUUUGGAAUUCGGACAACAGCAGGUCAUGUCUCUCGCCAAGGAGAAGGCCGCUCUUCGUGAGACUGUUAAAUCCCUCACCGACGGAGUGACGCAACUCACCCGGGACAACAGGAGCAUGAAGGAGACGAUGCUGGACCUCCAGGCGAGAAGCAUGAGGGACAAUCUGGUCUUCGCGGGGAUACCGGAAAAGAGCGAGGAAGAUCCAGAGGAAACCAUCAAGUCCUUCAUGGAACAUCAGCUCAAGCUUCCAGCAGACACCAUCAGGAACAUCACCUUCCAUCGCGUCCACCGGCUUGGAGACAAAAAGCCGGAGAACAGGAGGCCGAGACCCAUCAUAGCCAAAUUGGAAGACUUCAAGCAGAAGGAGCGAGUGAGGAACCAGAGUAGAGAGCUGAAAGGAUCCAACUUCAGCAUCAACGACCAGUUUCCUAAGGAAAUUCUCCACCGGCGACGCCAUUUGUUUCCGCUUCGCAAGAAGUUUAUCACCGAAGGAUGCCGUGCAGUCAUCGCGGUGGAUCAACUUUUCAUCAACGGCCAACUUUACCGUGAUCCGGAAGCCACGCCGUGGCUGUAUUAUUAGCGUCUGAAACACGUCAAAAUACAAGUAAGG